GGUUUGUACACCAUGGAUCCUGGGCCGGUUAGUGAUGAGGUCUUAUAUGACCAGGCUCAGCAUCGUUCACAUAUUAUAUCCUGUACAGAGAGAGGUCCGAGUAUCGUUAUGGUUGAUCAUAGCCUCAGCCAUAGCCGUUGGCGGUUAGAGGAUGAGCGUAUCAUAGCAGCUGUGGGACGGGCCGGCUUCUUGACUUGUUCAAAGCUUCGUUGGAUAAAGCUCGAUUGGCCCCUACUGAUUGCGUUGAUGGAUAGAUGGAGACCUGAGACCAAUACUUUCCACUUCCGAAUGGGUGAGGCUACCAUUACUCUACAAGAUGUAUCCGUGAUACUCGGUCUCCGUAUAGAUGGUCCGUGCAUUACCGGCACUGAUAGUGAUGUAUGGCCUCGAAGAUGUGAGGAGUUGUUAGGUGUAGCUCCAGAGACUAUGCCUAGAGGAACUAUUAAGUUGAAGUGGUUGAGAGAGACCUUCUCAGUACCGUUGCCUGUUGAUGCCCCACAAAUUUUGGUUGACCAACAUGCACGUGCAUACAUUAUGCACAUGAUUGGUACUAUAUUAUUUCCAGAUUCAAGUAAAGAUAAAGUGCAUGCGAGGUGGUUACCACUCCUCGAGGACUUGGACGUAUGUGGUACAAAAUCGUGGGGUAGUGCUGUUUUGGCGUAUUUAUAUAGAGAGAUGUCAAAAGUGGCACUUAUGCAAAACAGUGAGCUUAAAGGGUGUCUAAGCUUAUUGCAAGUAUGGGCAUGGGAGAGACUUCAUUUGAAGCCGAGACUAUGCACGCAUUUACAAUUAGAUGGACAAAUUCCACUGGGAUGCAGAUGGAAUGUCGAAAAAUGCUAUGACGAGACCCCGGCUAGACAAUUGGAUUUCUACCGGAAUGAGCUUGACCGUAUGAAGAUUUUUCAGAUGGAAUGGGAAAUACCAAGUUGUAUGGAGAGCUAG
Molecule: messenger RNA, 942 nt
Organism: Asparagus officinalis (garden asparagus)
Lineage: Eukaryota; Viridiplantae; Streptophyta; Magnoliopsida; Asparagales; Asparagaceae
Product: serine/threonine-protein phosphatase 7 long form homolog
Exons: 6
Coding region: 13-942 (309 amino acids)
Biological process (GO): meristem maintenance; meristem development
Source: RefSeq, a predicted model, not a curated record